CUUUCCCGCCCUCUGUGAGGGGAGAGAGAGAGAGAGAGAGGCGUGGGUGGCCGGGCUUCAGCAGCAGCAGCAGCAUCCCUUGAAGGAAGGAGGGAGGGCCAGGUAGGGCUUCCCAGGAAGAAGAAGCCGAAGCAGCCGAGGAGCAUGGCCACCCUGCUUCGGAAAAUCGGGCUCAUCCGGCUCCACAACCGGGACACGGAGGACCCCAAGCACCACCAUCACCACCACCACCAUCGAGGCAGCAGCCAGCAAGGCUCGUCCUCCCUGCGGGGCAAGAGCCACCCCAAGAGCAAGCCCCAGGGCAGCAGCCCCAGCAAAGAGAGCCACUGCAGCAGCAGCGCCAGCCCCGCGCGCCAUAAGCCGCCCAAGCAGCAGCCCCCGGCUCCCCAGCCCCAGGCUGCCCCCGAGGAGAAGAAAGGGCCCCCGGCGGGGUCCAAGGAGGCUCCCUCCGGGGGGAAGGCGGUGCCCCCGAGCCGCCAGGCCCAUUGCACCCAGGUGAGGACCCGGCGCCUGAUGAAGGAGCUGCAGGACAUCGCCCGGCUGAGCGACCGCUUCAUCUCGGUGGAGCUGGUGGACGAGAGCCUCUUCGACUGGAACGUCAAGCUGCACCAGGUGGACAAGGACUCGGUCCUCUGGCAGGACAUGAAGGAGACCAGCACCGAGUACAUCCUCCUCAACCUCACCUUCCCGGACAACUUCCCCUUCGCGCCGCCCUUCAUGCGGGUGCUCAGCCCGCGCCUGGAGAACGGCUACGUCCUGGACGGCGGCGCCAUCUGCAUGGAGCUCCUCACCCCGAGAGGCUGGUCCAGCGCCUACACCGUCGAGGCCGUCAUGCGACAGUUCGCCGCCAGCCUCGUCAAGGGACAGGGCCGCAUCUGCAGAAAAGCUGGGAAAUCAAAAAAAUCCUUCAGUCGUAAGGAAGCGGAAGCAACUUUUAAGAGCUUGGUGAAGACCCACGAAAAGUAUGGGUGGGUCACUCCCCCUGUGUCUGAUGGCUGAUACAACUUGCAUCCCACACCUCAGACGCUAAAAAAAAACGACAACAGAAAUGAAGGACUCUUUGACAUUUCCUCAAUGCUGUAUACCACAUCCAUCCUUUUUCUACUUCAGCUUCUGUUAGAUAUCAUGAAUGUCAUGGAGACAUCCAAAUUAUUUAUGAACAGAUCUGUUUGCAAAGGGAGGGAGGGAGGGAGGGGAAAUGCUGUAUACGAUUAUAUUUUGAAACUGGUGAAUGAUCAAUUGAUCAUCUUUAAGUCACUUUAGAAGAGAUGUUGAGAUUGUAUCACUUGCCCCCACCAUCCUCUGCCCGACUUCUCCAUCUGAGCCACACAUCGCCGCCUGCUUUUUCCCAUGGCACAGCAGCACCAACUAGCCAUAUUGGAAAUUCCAUCCAUUGUUGCUUAGUUCAUUUAAAUGUAAAAUGAAGCCGUUAAUAUUUAAAUAGGAAAACAGUGCAUUGCAGAUCCAUGUUUGCUGUACUGUUUUUAUUCUAUGUUUUCAAGCAGGUCAACCUAACUUGAAGAUGUGUUUUUUCCCCCUGUGGAGCUGUGGUCUGCUGUGGCUAAAUUUUAGACCUCAUUUGUGCUCUGUAAUAUGACCUUUGGUUCAUAACAAAACAGCAUUCUACCAAAGACACAAGCUCUAGUGUUUUUGGUUUUUAUUAAAAACAACAACAUCCUGUUGGGCAAAAUGUACUUAGCUAUGGUGAUAUUGUGGUGUGCCGUGGUUCACCAUUAAAUGCAAUGUGAUCAUAUAAGGGUGAGUUGAAGGAGGCUUAGGUCCCAGAUGAACCCAUGCCAAGGGGCUGUAAGAGGUUGGUGGCCAAAUACUUCAUAUCUUUCCAGUUGAAUGAGGUACUUCUAGAAUAGUGUAUUUACCAGUCCACUUCUGCAACAGCCAAAGUUAAACAAAAUGCAGAAGAAUUUGUCUUAAACGUAUGGUACUCAGUUCAGAAUGAUGGAUUGGUUACAAACCUAUGUCAGAUUUCUGAGGCAUUUUUGUAACUAUUUGCAUGCCUGAAUUUUCCCAUCCCCCUACAUUUAGACAAAGUACAUUGAGCCCGAUGUCAGAAGAAUCAGUUAAUAUAAAUAAAUGUCCAGCAAGAACCCCAAGGAUUCACAUUCCUUCUUCUAUUGAAACAGGUUUUUAACACUUCAUCUAAUGUUCCUAAGAAUACAAAAGGUGAGUUUGAAACAUGGAACUCAAAUGGAGAAUUGUGUUGGACACAUUCUAAAUAAAGUCAACCGAACCAUG
Molecule: messenger RNA, 2253 nt
Organism: Sceloporus undulatus (fence lizard)
Lineage: Eukaryota; Metazoa; Chordata; Lepidosauria; Squamata; Phrynosomatidae
Gene: UBE2QL1
Product: ubiquitin conjugating enzyme E2 Q family like 1
Exons: 2
Coding region: 145-999 (284 amino acids)
Source: RefSeq, a predicted model, not a curated record